CAUGAGGUCACCUUCACUUUUCCGCCUCCUUUUCUUUCGUCGACAUUCCCGUCGACAUUCCCUCAUUUUCAAUUACUACUACGACAUAUCCUUUCUGCAUCGCAAUGAGUGCCCAACCUCCUCAGCCAAACCAAUAUAUCGCCUUCCUGGAAACCCUCCCCAAAGCCGAUGAAGAGCCGGACUACGUGCGGCCGUUCAUCGCCAUUGUGUGGGAGGCCUUGGCCCACUUUGGGUGGGAAACGCCGUUGAGGCGCAUUUUGGAAGAACUCGACACCCCUGUAAGUCGGGACUUCCCCAACGUCGUAACGCAGGCUCUUCUGAACGUCUACAGCGACCUGGACAGAGAGGUCCAAAGGUUUCAGUCCGGCCGUGAAGCUACCCCCGUCUCGUCGCCGUACGGCUCGCCUUCGAGUUCUCCAAGGCCCAGUCCUCCGUCGUCUCCGAGGACCAGACGUCAGACCCUCGGCAGGCCUGAAUGGGCGUCCCGGUUUCUGGCCCCGGGGAUUUACUCCUAUCUGACUAUACCCAUAGUCAUCGGUUGUCCAUUUCAGACGGCCUUCAGGAGCCGCCUCAUGGAGCGGGAGGACUCGCGUUGCGCCAUCACAGGCAUGCCAAAUACCACUUCUUCUCCCGACGAACCUUCGGGGCCGUUAGAGGCUGCCCAUGUCUUCCCAUAUGCCCUGAGGAAUAUUGUUCGUGGCCUCUCGUCGCUGCUUUAUCCGCCAGAAUUCUUUGAGGUUCUUCGAGGCGGCAUGGAGAUCGACAGCCCCAGAAAUGGGGUUUUGAUAUCGGCCGCUCUCCAUCGGCAGACGUUUGGGGAGUAUUUCCAUCUCGAGCACCGUGACGGCCGGUACUUCGUGCGGCAACUCAGGCGGUUUUGGCUGAUCGGGCCUGACACGUUGCCGGACACGAUCCAAUUUCUCUCGUCGCAGCACGAGCCCCCACAUCCCGUCUUGGUGAACGUCCACGCAUUGAUAGCAAUCAUCAAGUUCCGGGCUUCCCAAGCCGAACUUUGGAAAGCAGCGGGCGAGCGGGACGAUUUGUUCCCAAGAGACGAAGAAGCGCAGCUACAAAGAGCGGACAGCGAGACUAUCCCACCUUUAGAGAUCUGAGAAAAGUCUUCGACGAUUGUCCCAGGCGCAAUAAGAUCACGUCAUUUGUUUGGUUUUAUCCACUGGCCACAUGUUCUGAAC
Fimicolochytrium jonesii is the source of this 1193-nucleotide messenger RNA. RefSeq lists its product as uncharacterized. The coding region runs from base 105 to 1112 and encodes 335 amino acids. Lineage: Eukaryota; Fungi; Chytridiomycota; Chytridiomycetes; Spizellomycetales; Powellomycetaceae. The record is from RefSeq and is a predicted model, not a curated record. The transcript has a single exon.